This is a messenger RNA of Grammomys surdaster, 3183 nucleotides long. RefSeq names its product zinc finger protein 260-like. The record is from RefSeq and is a predicted model, not a curated record. Gene Ontology annotation, biological process: regulation of DNA-templated transcription. The coding region runs from base 196 to 2394 and encodes 732 amino acids. Lineage: Eukaryota; Metazoa; Chordata; Mammalia; Rodentia; Muridae. The transcript is spliced from 4 exons.
GUGGGUGUUUGGAAUCCUAACCCUUGGAAUUGUGGGUGUCUGUGGGCGGAAGUCUCGCAGCCCUGGCGUGCCGUGUGCAGAGCGUCUCUAAGGUGCAGUGUGAGAUCUCUGGGUGAGGCUAAGCCAUUCAUAGUGCCAAUUUUCCCAACAUAACCAAGCUAGCCUCUGCCCGGCAACUCUACAUGGAUCAUCCACAUGCUGACCUAUCUUCAGAAUCCUGAGAAAAUCAGAGACAGACCAAGAGUAGAAACCACAGAGGAUAUGCCUACUGACAUGAAUUUCUGCCAGAUGCCCCAGCGAUUGAGAGCAGAGAAGCAGGAUGGAUCCUGUGAGAGAUUAGUGUCCUUCGAGGAUGUGACGGUGGACUUCAGCCAGGAGGAGUGGCAGCACCUGGACUCUGCCCAGAGACGCCUGUACCAGGACGUGAUGCUGGAGAUCUACAGCCACCUCUUGGCAGUGGGUAAAUUGCAGCUUGACACACAACAUCAACAAAUUUUUGUGAAAGCUUCAUUUCUAAGUGAUACAGCCAGUGAAGUCACAAGACUUGGCUCUUCAUAUUGCCCCGUUUUAGAGAAACUCUGGCCAGAUGAUGACACUGCUGCAAAGACAGAUCAGCAAAGCCAGGUCCUACCCAUAAGUCCUGAUGCUUUCCAAAACCAGAAAAUUCUGAACAUAGAUAGUGCUUGUGACUAUGAAGAAACUGGAGAAUCUACUCUUUUUGAACCCCACUUCAUGUCUACACAAUAUGUACCUCCAAGAGCAAAUAGUGAUAGUCAAAGCAAUACCAUAAAGCAGCUGAAUGAUAUCAUUGGAUCUCAUCAUUUUUUUACACAAGGCUCUUCUAAUGGUGUGUGUACAGUUCCUCAUCAAACAGAGAAAUCAUACAAUGAGAAUCAGUUUGGAAACAUUCUUUCUCCUAAUCUACCACUUAUGGAUCAUGAAAUUAAUUUUCAAGACAAACCAGUUGAAUAUACUGGAUGUGGGAAGGCCUUCACUGGUGAGACAGCUUUCUGUCAACAACAAAUAACUAACAAUAUGGAGACAGCCUUUAUCUGUCACACAUGUGGGAAAACCUUUCUUCACAAGUCUAAAUUGACCUCCCAUUCAGAAACUCAUAGAGAAGAGACACCUUAUGAAUGUCCUGACUGUGCCAAAUCACUGAGGCGUACGUCCAGUCUGCAAGUGCUUCGUGGAAUCCAGACAAAGGAGAAACCUUAUGAAUGUCACGUGUGUGGGAAAUCAUUCAGUUAUACAUCCCACCUAAAGGUGCACCUUCGAACACAUACUGGUGAGAAACCUUAUGCAUGUUCUGAGUGUGGAAAAGCCUUCAGCCAAAAGUCAGUUCUCACCAUACAUCAAAGAAUUCACACUGGAGAAAAGCCGUACACAUGCAGUGACUGUGGGAAAAUGUUUGUUUGUGCAUCAGAUCUAACAAAGCAUUGUCGAUUUCACACUGGGGAAAAGCCUUAUGAGUGCCCUGACUGUGGGAAAUCUUUCAGUAUUAAAUCUAACCUACUUGCACACCAUCGAAUUCACACUAGUGAAGGACCUUACAAAUGCUUUGACUGUGGGGAAUCAUUCAGGAAAAUAUCCCAAUUGAAGAUACAUCAUCAAAUUCACACUGAUGGUAGAUCGUUUGUAUGUUCUGACUGUGGAAUGGCCUUCAGCCAAAAGUCAGUCCUCACCACACAUCAGAGAAUUCACAAUGGAGAGAAAUGUUACCCAUGUAGUGACUGUGGGAAGUUGUUUCUUUAUGCUUCAGAUCUGAAGAAGCAUUGUCGAUUUCACACAGGGGAAAAGCCUUACAAAUGUCAUGACUGUGGGAAAUCAUACAGUGUGAAGUCACACCUACACGUGCAUCAUCGAAUUCACACUGGUGAGAGACCUUACAAGUGUGAUGAUUGUGGAAAAUCAUUCAGAAGAAACUCUCACCUACAGAUGCAUCAGCAAACUCACACUGGUGAGAAGCCUUACAAGUGCUCUGACUGUGGGAAGUCAUUCCGGAGAGCAUCCCACCUGAAGGUACAUCAUCGAAUUCAUACUGGGGAGAAACCUUAUGUGUGUUCUGAGUGUGGAAAGGCUUUCAAUGAUAGGUCGGUUCUCAGCACACAUCAGAGAAUUCACACUGGAGAGAAGCCUUACAUAUGCAGCGACUGUGGGAAAGCAAUGUCUUCUAAAGCCAAUCUCAAAGAGCAUCAACGGAUUCACACAGGCGAGAAACCAUAUGUGUGUGCUGAAUGUGGGAAGGCCUUCAGUGAUAAGUCUUCUUUCUAUAGACAUUGUAAAAUUCAUAGUAGGGGCAAACCUUUUGUCCAUAACAAAGGUGAAAAGGGUUUCCUGCAGAAUUCACAAGUGACAUCCUAUGAGCAAACUCAGAGUGCAGAGAAGCUAUAGUGAUUCUCUGCCUAUGGGAAAUCUGUCAUUGCUAUGUAUCAGCUGAAGGCAUAUAGUCAAGGUCACAAAUAUUACCAUUCCUGAAGCUGUGAGACAUUGUUCAUGAACUCUAGGUGCACCAUCCAUGCAAUACUGGGAAGAGACAUGUAUUGUGAAUGCAGAAAGUCCCUCAAAAUCAUGUCAUCUCAGUAGACUCAAGUACUUAUAUCAGGCACUUAUCUGAUCAUAUAAAAGAAUUUAUUGUAGUCAGUUCCUCAUCCAUUUCUCUCAUCAAAAUAUUCCCCUUGAUUUUAAUGAAAAGUUAUCGUAGAUCUAAAUAAGACUAGGAAGAUACAAUACUCAGUUGGUAAAAAUCUUUGUCUUCUGCAAACUACAGGCAAACACAUACACACAUAACAUGCCACAGGUGUCUAUAUACAAUACAUACACAAACUUUAUACAAGCCAUAGUCCACAGUUAAAAAAAAAGCUUUGUAUUGCUUGUUGAAACAUAAAUAUAAUUACAUGUUUGAGAAAUAUUAACUUAUAGGAAGAAGCACAAAUGCCUGCACUGUAGUAGAUGUGUUAUGGACUGUGUUUCUUUGCAUGCUGAAGAAAUGUUGAUUAAUUAUUUGAGACCUUCUAAAGUUAAAGUUACAAGGUUUUGAGGAUUUAGAGAAACGUUUAUUGGAAAAUACAUCAAUAGAUUUUUUGUUUAAGAUUUUUUUUUUUAACAUAAGACAGGGUCUUACUAUGUAGCUCAGGCUGUACCAGAAUAUAUAGACCAGACUGGCCUUGAACUCAACAGAGA